CACCCGACAUUCUGUUGGUGAAGAGAGGGAAAUUCCUAAGAAAAACAUUUGGAGUUUUGCUUUUGUCAAGGAGUCACAUCAGAAUAAAAUAGAGUUUCAGAGACUGGUAAAGCUGUGGAAAAUCGUUGCUCUUGACCUCUGGUGACAUGUCCAAAGUUAAAACGAUGUAGUUUUGAGCGUAAACCCAGAAAACGAAGGAUUAUAUUCCAAAAUUCUUCAACCUCGACUACACCAAAUUCAACUUCUUUGUGUCUUCAUGUUUGUCUUGUGUAAUCUUUUCUACUAUAUGAUGCAUCAACUGGGUACUCUCUCAUUCCUACAAAUUUUCAAACUUUAAUGUCCCAUAGCCACUCUCCACUAAAAUUAUUGGAGGAGAUAUGGGAACACAGUCAUGGUUUAGUAAUUUACGGUGGAAUUCUCUAAAAGAUGCUCAAGAAAAUGACAAGGCAGCAAUUGGAGUUUUGGCGUUUGAAGUUGCAGGUUUGAUGUUUAAGGUUUCUAGGUUGUGGCGUUCUUUGAGAGACAAUGAAAUGUUUAGCUUGAGAGAAGAAAUUUUGAACUCUAUUGGUAUUCAUAAGCUCGUAUCGGAUGAUGAUAGUUAUCUUAUGGAUCUUUUACUGAAUAAUAUAAUGGAGGAUUUUGGACUCAUAUCAAGAUCUGUCGCCAGGCUUGGCAAAAAGUGCGUAGAUCCUCUUUUUCGUCGUUUUGAAUGUUUUGUCAAUGACCCGCUUGAGCAUAAUCUUGAAUGGUUUGGGUGGGAUUAUAGAUUGAUGAAGAUGGAAAGGAAAGUGAAAAAAAUGGAGAGGUUUGUUGCAGUCACAAUGCAAUUGUCUCAAGAGCUUGAAGUUCUUGCAGAGCUUGAGCAAACACUUAGGAGAAAUCGUGCAAAUCCUGAUUUUAGUCGAAGGAAAUUGCUCGAGAGUCAGCAGAAGGUGAUGCGUCAACGUCAGGAAGUGAGAAAUUUGCGUGAGAUGUCUCCGUGGAUUAGAACUUAUGAUUACAUUGUCCGUCUUCUGGCAAGAUCACUUUUAACAAUACUUCAGAGGAUCAUAAUUGUGUUUGAGAUUAGCCAACAACCUCCUCCAAAGGAAGACAUCAUUAAGAAACAUAUGAAUCCUGCUUGUCUUCCACGGAGCCAUUCCAUUUCUGUUAUCAUGCAAUCAGCGGUUCAUCCUUCAGAGAGUUCCUUAUGGGGAAUUUCUUCAGGACCUCUAAGUAGAUUUGAUUUAAAGCUAGGAACAGCUGUUGCAAAGAAAAAAGUAAAAAAGAAGCAGCGACAACUUCUUCAACAAUCAUCCGCUCUUCCUAACUCAAAAAUUAACCCAUUAAAUCAUUUUGGACCUUUCAGAAAUUGUGCGAUAAUUGAAAGCGGGUCUCCUAUUAUGCAGGACGGAAAACAAGCUAUUGGUGGUUCAGCGAAGUUCACAGUUGACUAUAUGAAAAUUGUUGGUAAAAUGGAGAAGUUGAAUAUGAAAUCUCUUACUUGCAGCAAUAGAGUUUUUACUAAAUUAGCUCACUUCAGUGCAAAGUGUGGGUUGCUAAAGGCCCCUUCUUCUACUCUUGGUUAUGCUGCUUUAGCUCUGCACUAUGCAAAUUUGAUUACAUUCAUCGAGAAGUUAGUUUCUUCACCUUACAUGAUCGACUGUGGAUCUCGAGAUGACCUUUACAGUAUGUUACCCACAACUAUAAGAGCUGGUCUUCGAAAGAGACUCGAGCACUAUGGCGGAUCUCCAGCUGCAUCAACAUAUGAUACUUCCCUUGGACGAAAAUGGAGUCUGGCACUUGCAAACAUAUUAGAAUGGUUGUCCCCACUGGCGCAUAACAUGAUAAAAUGGCAAUCUGAGCGGAAUUUUGAGAGAGAAGUAGCGGUUUCCAGGAAAAAUUUUCUUCUGGUGCAAACACUUCAUUAUGCAGAUCAAGCAAAAACCGAGGCUGCAAUUAUUGAGCUUCUUGUAGGGCUCAAUUACACGAACAAGGUUAGUAAAGGAGUUGAUCAAAGAGGUUGUUCUGAGUGUUCCGGAUGCAGAAAUAAUUACUCUUAUACACCCAAAAGGAAGAAUAGUGUAUAACAGAUAAUUACAGGCCUCAAAAACAAGAAGAUGCGCAAGCUCAGUCACCGAGCAGGUGAAUUGGUUCUUGCGAUGCUUUCGAGAAGCUACUACUAACGCCAGGCCGGGAAGUUAAGGUGAUAUUAUGAUCAAACAUUAUAUCAUUGUUUGCUUUUUUUGUUUUGUUUUUUUUAUUUAUGAACCACUAAUUUACUGUACUUUAACUUGUUGAAGUCUUGUAUCUGUAUCUAUGGCAGAGGUUUUGGGAACUUACCAUGUAAAGAUUACCUUUUACCUAUAGUAUAGGCAUCAUUUGGAUUGACGAUUUUUGUAAUUCAUGAAAUGUAAAAUUCAUAGAUUUAAAGCUUUAACAGUUUGAA
This is a messenger RNA of Mercurialis annua (annual mercury), 2428 nucleotides long. RefSeq lists its product as uncharacterized. The transcript is spliced from 2 exons. NCBI's taxonomy places the organism in Eukaryota, Viridiplantae, Streptophyta, Magnoliopsida, Malpighiales, Euphorbiaceae. The record is from RefSeq and is a predicted model, not a curated record. Gene Ontology annotation, biological process: positive regulation of growth. The coding region runs from base 378 to 2069 and encodes 563 amino acids.